Molecule: messenger RNA, 969 nt
Organism: Adineta steineri
Lineage: Eukaryota; Metazoa; Rotifera; Eurotatoria; Adinetida; Adinetidae
Source: the annotation of a GenBank genome assembly
AUGUAUAAAAAUUAUCUUUACAUAAUUAAUCAUCGUUUAUUGCAAUUGCUUCGUGCUCAAACCAAGAUUUUACUUACGAACGAAACAAAUGUCUUACUUACGAUGCCAAAUUCACCUUACAUCAUUCAUGAAGAUGAUCUUCUACAACCACGUCCACUAUCCGUUGAAGAAUUCACUUUUUUUAAAAUACUUGGAAACAAUCCAAAAAUACCAGAAAUUGUUAAGAAUUUGAAUCAUUUUAUUCAAAAUUUUACAUAUCGAUACGAAUAUGAUGUAUGGGGUCAAUAUGUUGAUUGGAAUUCGUUUAUUAUUGCUGGUGGUUCCGUCGUUUCCUCUUUGCUAGUUCAUCAUUCGACAAGAAAUGGUUCUGAUAUUGAUUUAUUUUUUCUGAAAGAAAAUCCACAACUAUUUAAAAACGCUGUAAACGAACUAGAGUUGCGAUUACAGAAUACAUAUUUUAUUCAACGUAAAACAAUAUGGGUGGACAGAUUAGUUCAAUUUGAUUUAUUUCGAAAAUUUACUAUUCAAGAUAUUUUCAACGGUCAUCAUUUCACUCCAUCAGUUAUUAUACAACUUAUUCGUCCAACUAUCACACCUAUCACCAUCUCACGAAUCCUUCAUUCCUUCGAUCUUGAUAUAUGUGCUGCAGCAUUCAAUUCUAAUGAAGUAAUUAUUUCAUUUAGUUGUUUACAAGCAUUAAAUUCCGGACAUACAACAUGCUAUGAUACUCCAAUUUCGCCAUCUAAAUUCGUUAAAAGAGCUAUACGCUUUCAUAAAUAUCAACAACGAGGCUUUAACAUUCUAUGUCCGAAAGACUUCGAUGUCGAUGCAUUUUUUAACACAAUCGUUAAAGAUUGCAAACAAAUUCCAUCAGAACGAUCAUAUCGAUUUCGAACCCAACAAUUUGGUGAUAACUGUGACUCAUUUUCGAUACAAAAAAAGUUUUGUGAAUAUUAUAAAUUAUAUUAA